Messenger RNA from Neomonachus schauinslandi (Hawaiian monk seal), 3759 nucleotides. Its product is annotated as multidrug resistance-associated protein 1-like. The record is from RefSeq and is a predicted model, not a curated record. The transcript has 28 exons. Gene Ontology annotation, molecular function: ATP hydrolysis activity; ABC-type transporter activity; ATP binding. Bases 1 to 3759 code for a protein of 1252 amino acids. Lineage: Eukaryota; Metazoa; Chordata; Mammalia; Carnivora; Phocidae. Gene Ontology annotation, biological process: transmembrane transport. Gene Ontology annotation, cellular component: membrane.
AUGUUUUCCAUCCCGCGGAGGUGGGGCGCCGGCAGCAACUACGAGCGGGUCCCGGAGGGGCCUGAGGCGCAGAAAUGCAAUCCGGAGAAAAGUGCUUCAUUCUUCAGUAGGAUGACAUAUUCCUGGUUUAGCAGAAUAAUUGUUUUAGGCUAUAAGAAACCUUUGGAAAGAGAGGAUCUUUUUGAACUAAAUGAAAGUGAUUCUUCCUAUAUUGUGUGUCCCAUCUUUGAAAAACAAUGGAGGAAGGAAGUUUUAAGGAAUCAAGAGAGGCAAGAAGUAAAGGCAUCCUUUCAUAAAGCACAUGCCAGGAAACCAUCUCUGGUCUAUGCAUUGUGGAACACCUUUAAGUUUGUCCUGAUUCAAGUUGCUUUAUUCAGAGUGUUUGCUGAUAUUUUGUCCUUCACUAGCCCACUCAUAAUGAAGCAAAUGAUCAUUUUCUGUGAACAUCGCCCAGAUUUUGGAUGGAGUGGCUAUGGUUAUGCUUUGGCACUUUUUGUUGUAGUCUUUUUGCAAACCUUGAUCCUUCAGCAAUACCAACGUUUUAACAUGCUCACUUCAGCAAAAAUUAAGACGGCCGUAAUUGGACUCAUCUACAAAAAGGCCCUACUUUUAUCUAAUGUUUCUCGAAAGAGGUUUUCAACUGGGGAAGUUAUUAACUUGAUGUCAGCAGAUGCCCAGCAGCUCAUGGACUUGACAGCAAACCUCAAUCUCCUCUGGUCAGCCCCUUUUCAGAUCCUGAUGGCCAUGUCACUCCUUUGGCAAGAGCUGGGUCCAGCUGUGUUAGCAGGGGUAGCAGUCCUUGUGUUUGUUAUACCAAUAAAUGCUUUAGCUGCAACUAGAGUAAAAAAGCUAAAGAAAAGCCAAACGAAGAACAAAGAUAAACAGAUAAAACUACUCAAUGAAAUCUUACAUGGAAUUAAGAUCCUCAAACUUUAUACAUGGGAGCCCUCCUAUAAAAAGAAGAUUAUUGAAAUUCGAGAGCAGGAAUUGGAAGUUCAAAAAUCAGCUGGGUAUCUUGCUGUAUUUUCUAUGCUGACAUUAACUUGCAUUCCAUUCUUGGUGUCCCUGGUGACAUUUGGCAUCUAUUUCUUAUUGGAUGAAGGAAACAUUUUAACAGCCACCAAAGUGUUCACAUCUAUGUCUUUGUUUAAUAUUUUGAGGCUUCCUUUGUUUGAUUUACCAAUGGUAAUCUCAGCUGUGGUCCAGACAAGAAUAUCAUUGAAUCGUUUGGAAGACUUUCUCAACACUGAGGAGCUUCAUCCUCAAAAUAUUGAAACAAACUACAUAGGAGAUCAUGCCAUUGGUUUUACAAAUGCUUCCUUCUCUUGGGAUAAAACAGGGAUUCCAGUACUAAAAAACUUGAACAUAAAGAUUCCAGAAGGAGCUUUAGUAGCUGUUGUAGGGCAGGUUGGAUCUGGAAAAUCAUCUGUGCUUUCUGCCAUUCUGGGGGAAAUGGAGAAACUUACAGGAGUUGUUCAAAGAAAGGGUUCUGUGGCUUAUGUUGCCCAGCAGGCCUGGAUUCAGAAUUGCAUUUUACAGGAAAACAUUCUCUUUGGCUCCAUCAUGCAGAAGCAGUUUUAUGAGCAAGUAUUGGAAGCCUGUGCCCUCCUUCCUGAUUUGGAGCAGUUACCAAAUGGAGAUCAAACUGAGAUUGGAGAAAGAGGUGUGAAUAUAAGUGGGGGCCAGAAGCACCGCGUAAGUCUGGCCAGAGCUGUGUAUAGUGGGGCUGACAUCUACCUCCUGGAUGAUCCCUUUGCUGCAGUUGAUGUCCAUGUUGGAAAGCAACUUUUUGAGAAAGUGAUUGGGUCCUCGGGUAUUUUGAAAAACAAGACUCGCAUUUUAGUGACACAUAACCUCACACUUCUGGCACAGAUGGAUCUGAUUGUUGUAAUGGAGAGUGGCAGAGUUGCACACAUGGGAACAUACCAGGAGCUGCUGUCGAAAACCAGAAACCUCACAAAUUUGCUUCAGGCCUUCAGUGAACGAGAAAAAGCUCAUGCUUUAAAGCGAGUCAGUGUAAUCAACUCCAGAACUAUACUGAAAGACCAAAUCUUGGAGCAAAAUGAUAGGCCCUCACUGGAUCAAGGAAAACAGUUCUCAAUGAAAAAAGAAAAGAUCCCUAUUGGUGGGAUGAAGUUCUCAAUCAUUCUGAAGUACCUCCAAGCCUUUGGCUGGCUCUGGGUGUGGCUGAGUGUGGCUGCUUACCUCGGGCAGAAUUUGGUGGGCAUUGGACAGAAUCUAUGGCUUAGUGCCUGGGUAAAAGAAGCAAAACACAAGAAUGAAUUCAGAGAAUGGAAGCAAAUAAAAAGCAAUAAACUUAACAUCUAUGGAUUACUGGGAUUAAUGCAAGGUCUCUUUGUCUGCUCUGGAGCCUAUAUACUCACCAGAGGAUCCCUGGCUGCGUCUCGAACUUUGCAUACUCAGCUAUUGGAUAAUGUGCUACACCUCCCGCUCAGGUUUUUUGAAACGAAUCCCAUAGGUCAGAUCAUCAAUCGGUUCACCAAGGACAUGUUUAUAAUUGAUAUACGUUUCCAUUACUACUUACGGACCUGGGUGAAUUGCACAUUGGAUGUUAUUGGAACAGUUUUGGUCAUUGGGGGAGCUUUACCACUCUUCAUUCUGGGGGUUAUUCCCUUGGUGUUCCUCUAUUUCACUAUACAGAGAUACUAUGUGGCGAGUUCUCGGCAGAUUCGGCGGUUGGCAGGAGCAUCUCGCUCUCCUAUCAUUUCACACUUUAGUGAGACUUUAUCAGGGGUGUCCACUAUCCGGGCAUUUGGACAUGAACAGAGGUUCAUCCAGCAAAACAAAGAGGUGGUGAAUGAGAACCUGGUCUGUUUCUACAAUAAUGUAAUUUCAAACAGGUGGCUGUCUGUUAGACUUGAAUUCCUUGGCAACUUAAUGGUAUUCUUUGCUGCACUGCUUACUGUGCUGGCUGGCAGUUCUAUAGAUUCAGCAAUAGUUGGUUUGUCCAUAUCCUAUGCCCUAAAUAUUACUCAAUCUCUGAAUUUUUGGGUGAGGAAAGCUUGUGAAAUUGAAACCAAUGCAGUUUCCAUUGAAAGAGUUUGUGAAUAUGAAAAUAUGGAUAAAGAGGCACCCUGGAUAAUGUCUAAAAGACCUCCAUCACAAUGGCCCGAUAAAGGGAUAGUGGAAUUUAUUAAUUAUCAGGCUCGAUACCGAGAUGAUCUUGGUUUAGCAUUACAAGAUAUCACUUUCCAGACUCAUGGUGAAGAAAAGAUUGGAAUUGUGGGACGGACUGGAGCAGGCAAAUCAACGCUUUCAAAUUGUCUAUUUAGAAUUGUGGAAAGAUCAGGAGGCAAAAUUAUUAUCGAUGGUAUUGACAUAUCCACUAUUGGACUUCAUGACCUUCGGGGCAAACUUAAUAUUAUUCCACAGGAUCCUGUUUUAUUUUCUGGUACCCUUCAAAUGAACCUGGAUCCCCUAGACAAGUAUUCCGAUAGCGAGCUGUGGGAGGUGCUAGAACUGUGUCACUUAAAAGAGUUUGUGCAGUCCCUUCCCAAGAAGCUGCUGCAUGAGAUUACAGAGGGAGGUGAAAACCUCAGCGUUGGACAAAGGCAGCUUGUCUGUCUUGCUCGUGCUUUGCUUCGAAAAACAAAAAUUCUCAUCUUGGAUGAGGCAACAGCCUCCAUUGAUUUUGAGACUGAUAACUUGGUGCAGACCACAAUCAGGAAAGAGUUCUCUGACUGUACCAUCCUGACGAUUGCUCAUAGACUGCACUCUAUCAUUGAUUCAGAUAGAUGA